AUGGCGCAUAAAAAACGGUGCAAUUGCGCGAGAAAUGAACGAAACGAGACUUGGCUGUUUUCGCGGUACUCGACCGGUUGGGUGUGUGGUCUUCAUGCUGAUUUCACUGAACUUGUAGUUAAUAAUUGUGUUGAGAGAGUUCUCGACCGACAAGCCGGUUAUAAAAAGUCUCGACGUUACUUCUACACAACAUUUCUGCGAAACCCAACCGAUCGGUUUAUUAGCGAGUUUCGACAUGUUCAAAGAGGAGCAACAUGGAUAUCAUCAAAGCAUGUGUGCAAUGGAAAACCGACAUCGCUGAACGAUUUGCCAUCUUGUUUUGAUCCACGAAUGGGCUGGGAAGGAGUCACACUCGAAGAAUUCAUUUCAUGCCCGUAUAAUCUUGCAUUCAACAGACAAACACGCAUGCUUGCCAAUCUAACGCUGGUGAAUUGCUACGAACAUUUGAAAAGUCCAUCAUAUGAGCAGGAUCGAAUCAUGUUGACCAGUGCCAAAGAAAAUUUGAGAAACAUGGCGUUUUUCGGACUAAAGGAGAGAAUGGAUGAUAGUCAGUUUUUGUUCGAAAAUACAUUUGGAAUGAAGUAA
Molecule: messenger RNA, 585 nt
Organism: Caenorhabditis bovis
Lineage: Eukaryota; Metazoa; Nematoda; Chromadorea; Rhabditida; Rhabditidae
Source: the annotation of a GenBank genome assembly